CGAAUACUCUUCUCCUAAGGACGAAAUAAGGACUGCCUUCUUAGAGGCCUCCGAGGGAACUUCGUCUUUAUCCGCGGCCUUAAUCUCGGAUUGGAUUUGCGUAAGAGCUGAAGCCGUAGUAUCGAUAUCCUUAAGUGCUUUAAAGGAAUAGAAACGGGAGAGUAGCGUCGAAACCCGUUCCUUUGUCGAUACCUCGCUUACUUCCUUUAUCUUAUCGAUUACCUCCUUAGUCGUACGUAGUCCUAGGAGGUGUAUACGCUUAUCCCCGGCCGUAGACUUAAUAAACGCAACCGCUUUUGCGUCUUCUUCUUUAGCCUCUCUUGCUUUAGCCGUAUCUUGGCUUAUAGAUUCCGGUAUACCGUACCUAUACCUCCAAAGGCCUUGUCCGGAUAGAUAGUCUUAAAUUAGAUCGAUCCAGAUAGUAUAAUUCUCGGUAGUAAGUUGCGGAAUUCCCUUUACCGCGCCGAUAGUCGUCUCGGUAGUAGACAUCUUUAUCGUUAGAUUUCUCGACUCGUAACGGUCGUAUCGUUGAUAUUUUUAGAUCGUUUGAUUCGUAUUAAUCGGUUCUUUUCGCCUAUGGACCGGCUUGGUCGCUUUCUUCGAUUUGCGGACGGGUUGCCUGAUCGGGUAAUUUCUCGAACUUUCUUGUUUCUUCACUUGCGUUCCGGGCUCAUAACUUGGGCGUGGCCGGGCGUGGCCGGGCUGGGCGUGACCGGGCGUGGUAGGCGUGGCCGGGCGUGGUGGGCGUGGCCGGGCGUGGCCGGGCGUAGUGGGCGUGACCGGGCGUGGCCGGGCGUAGUGGGCUGGGCGUGGCCGGGCGUGGCCGGGCGUAGUGGGCUGGGCGUGACCGGGCGUACAGGUGGCUGCUGCUUUCCGCAUAAACCACCGGGUCCUCGAAGCAGCGCGGUGUGCUGCUUGCGUGUGGGUGCGUGCCUCAGGCGUGUCUUGGCAAAUUGGUGCAUCUCCCCGCACUUCGCGAUUUUGACGCUCGUCCACCCUCGUCCACCCUCGUCCGCUCGUCCAGCUCGUCCACCCUCGUCCGCUCGUCCACCCUCGUCCAGCUCGUCCACCCUCGUCCGCUCGUCCACCCUCGUCCGCUCGUCCAGCUCGUCCACCCUCGUCCGCUCGUCCACCCUCGUCCAGCUCGUCCACCCUCGUCCGCUCGUCCACCUCGUCCGCUCGUCCACCUCGUCCACCUCGUCCAAGCAACCUCAAACGCAGCACGAUACUGCUACGCAUUCCGAAAGAAGACUGCUGCGCUCUCCAAGCGAAAUCAUCGUAAUGAGCCACUCUCGCAAGAACUGUGAAAUAUGCGGCGAAGAAGUAGCCCAUGGCAAUCUGUCGCGGCACAUGAAGCGAAAACACGCCAAUGUAGAAGUAGCCAGGCCAGGCCCAGCUGCUUCUUCGACACCGAUCGAGAGAUACCGUAGCGUCGGCGAUGUUCUUUCCGCUUGUGGCAUACAACCCAGCGAGCUUGGAGGUUGGAGUAUCGCCGGACUCAACAAGCUGCCCAAUAUGCGGCUCUAUCAACCCGCGCCACGACGCCAUCAUACGCCAUGGGCACUCCUUUCCGAUGAAGCUUUGAACAUCCUGCCUACACUGGAGAGCCUGCUCUUGGACGUCUCCCACCGUGUGAAAUCGAGAGGUUCCAUGUUCGCAGGAACCCAGGUGUAUCGAGAUCAGAUCGAUGUCACCCACGAUUUCAAUGCGGAAAAGUGGGCGAACUGGAUCUCGCGAGUCCUCGCUGGCCAGGAGGUAUCAGAGCGGGUGUUGAACGCGACCUUGGGUCAAUCAAUCGACUCCGAGACAACUCACGCCUUCCGCAAGGGCGCCAGCGUCGCUAUGGCGCGACUGCUGCCCCAAUUGCAAGAACACGGGUACAAACCCGCCCAGGCCAAUGCCAACAUCACGCCGCGCGGUACUCGGACAGAAGUGCACCACGAUAGCGAGCCUCAUAUCUCUACGGCUUUUGGAUUGGCCAAUCGCGCCAAUUACCCAGCCAAGCUGUGGCUAUUGUGGCCCUCCACCGAGCAGCGCCAUCUGGGAUACUGCUACGACAGCACAAUGCCGACGAAUGUAGCCCUCGACCGAAUGGAUCAUGGGUGCUUCCUUGUGCAGAUGCCCGGGGAGUCGGUGGUUGUGCCUCCCAAUUCACCUCACGCCGUCAUCUCUCUCGAGUCUUGCUACUUGUACGGCCACUGUUUUACAACCAAGUCAUGGGCCCAUGAUCCAUCGACUCUGUACGCCGAAAUUCGAAGCACUGGUAUAGACGAGUCCGCGGCUUGUGAGCACCGUCUCCGAAAUCUGAAACUUGGUCUGGCGAGCGCCGACUUUCGCCAGGCGACUGCUGAUCAAUUUCUCGAGACCUGGUCGAUGGAGGCGCCCGUUUUCUACCGCUGGCCGAAGCAUUUCCACAAACUCGUUCACGUAUGGGCGCAGCAUAUUUCCACCCAACAGCUUUGUGCUUGGUGUAUCGGCGCCGGCACAUCACAGUCUUACGCGGGAGGGAGCGAGAGCGAGAGCGACAGGCAUAUCAGAACUCAUCUCGGGUGCGUUCGAUGCACCGACAAGUUUCAUGCGUCGCCAGUUCGUCUGGUAGCUCUUCUUUCAGCGACUGCGUCAGCAGCCUCGUUCCCUCCCCUCGAUGCAUACGUAAGAGCGUGUCUAGCCGACCGUAACAGCGAGACCUUGGCCUUGGAGCGUGUCCAUUUGACGGGCAAUCUUUUUUUGGAUGAAGACGACGGUUUGGGGUUUUAA
This is a messenger RNA of Pseudocercospora fijiensis CIRAD86, 2757 nucleotides long. RefSeq lists its product as uncharacterized. Bases 577 to 2757 code for a protein of 726 amino acids. The transcript is spliced from 14 exons. NCBI's taxonomy places the organism in Eukaryota, Fungi, Ascomycota, Dothideomycetes, Mycosphaerellales, Mycosphaerellaceae. The record is from RefSeq and is a predicted model, not a curated record.